This is a messenger RNA of Cyprinodon tularosa, 1869 nucleotides long. RefSeq names its product ATP-dependent RNA helicase DDX19A. NCBI's taxonomy places the organism in Eukaryota, Metazoa, Chordata, Actinopteri, Cyprinodontiformes, Cyprinodontidae. Gene Ontology annotation, molecular function: ATP binding; RNA helicase activity; RNA binding. The coding region runs from base 97 to 1548 and encodes 483 amino acids. Gene Ontology annotation, biological process: poly(A)+ mRNA export from nucleus. The record is from RefSeq and is a predicted model, not a curated record. Gene Ontology annotation, cellular component: nucleus; cytoplasmic stress granule. The transcript has 11 exons.
ACAGAAUUUAAGCAGUAACGGUCCCCUCCGGUCUAAAGGACGCAGGCGGCAAAAAUCAGUUCGUUUUUUACUGGAUUAUAAAUAUAUUUCAAGAGAAUGGCAGAGGAUUCUUGGGCGUUAGCAGUCGAUGUUCAGGAGACCACAACUCCGUCCCGUUUGUUUCCCAAACAUAUCACAUCAACACUUCAUCAACUGAAGGAGGACGUUAAUGCUAACCUAGAGCCAAAAUGGAGCCAGGAUGAAGAAAAUGACGCGGGGGGUGAUCGAGUUAACAAAGCGGAGCAGUCUCUGCUUAAUAAACUGAUCCGCUGCUCUCUGGUGAAGAACGGGAACCAGGUCGAAGUCCAGCAGGCAGACCCCAAGUCCCCUCUGUUCUCUGCCAAAACCUUUGAGGAACUCAGACUGAAACCUGAACUGUUGAAAGGUGUCUUCACAAUGGGAUUCAACAGACCAUCCAGGAUCCAGGAAAAUGCUUUGCCUAUGAUGCUCGCAGAACCACGUCAGAAUCUGAUCGCUCAGUCGCAGUCUGGCACCGGUAAAACUGCAGCGUUCUCUCUGGCCAUGCUGAGUCACGUCAACCCUGAAAAUAACUGGACUCAUUGUCUGUGUGUUGCACCAACUUAUGAGCUGGCGUUGCAGAUUGGCCAAGUGAUCGAACAAAUGGGCAAAUUCUGUUCAAAUGUGAAACUGGCCUACGCCAUACGAGGGAGCCGAGUGGAGCGAGGCAUUAAGCGGCAGGAGCAGAUCGUCAUUGGAACCCCAGGAACGGUCCUAGACUGGUGCACCAAGUACAAGCUUAUCGACCCCAAGAAGAUCACCAUGUUUGUUCUGGAUGAAGCUGACGUGAUGAUCGCCAGGCAGGGCCAUCGGGAACAGAGCAUCCGUAUCCAAAGGCUGCUCAACAAAAGCUGUCAGAUGCUGCUCUUCUCCGCAACCUUUGAGGAUUCUGUGAUGACGUUUGCUGAGCGAGUGAUUUCACAGCCGAAUAUCAUCCGACUCAAACGGGUGGAAGAGACGCUGGAAACCAUCAAACAGUUUUACGUUCUUUGUAGGAGGAAGGAGGACAAGUUCAUUGCGCUCUGCGACCUGUACGGGUGCCUGACUAUUGCACAGGCAAUGAUCUUCUGCCAUACUCGGAAGAUGGCUGCUUGGCUGGCUUCACAGCUGAUUGAAGAAGGCCACCGGGUGGCUCUGCUGAGCGGAGAAAUGACUGUGGAGCAGAGGGCUGCUGUCAUUGAACGCUUCAGAAAUGGCAACGAGAAAGUGCUGGUGACCACUAACGUUUGUUCCAGAGGUAUUGAUGUGGAGCAGGUGUCUCUCGUGGUCAAUUUUGACCUCCCAGUGGAUAUGCAAGGGAAUGCUGACAACGAGACGUACCUGCAUAGGAUCGGCCGAACAGGACGCUUUGGGCGAAGAGGAUUCGCUGUCAACAUGGUGGACAGUGACCACAGCAUGGACAUAAUCAGACAAAUUGAAAAGCAUUUCGACAAGAAAAUCACAAAACUUGAUACCAGCAACCUUGAGGAAAUGGAGGAGAUGACGAUCUGAUGUUCCAACUGUUUUCUAGUGAUUUGAGUUUAAGCUUUAAACUGAGUGUUCUUUGAGGUUUGCAUGUUUAUAUUUUGUUAAAUAUCUAAUCGUUUUUGUGUUGUGUGUAUAUUGUUUUGCAUAAGAUGCUUGCGCUUGAUUUGUAAUUCAUGCAUGUAUGAUGUACAUUUCUUCUCCUUUGCACACUUUGUUAAAGUAAAGUUUUUCAGACUGACCAGGAAAUGUCUGAAGUUCAGAGGAUAUUGUUUUUUGUUCAUUUUUGUUUUUUUGCAGUGCUGUAAGCAAUCAAACAAUUCUGGUCUGUUUAGCAAGCCAAAAUGA